AUGACUGCUGGACUAGAGAGAGUUGGGAACACGCAGCAGUCACCCAUCGUGUGCGCUUGUUGGCUUCCCUGCAGGUUUUGGUUGGUGAUUAAGGAAGAUGGACACAUGGUCACAGCCCGGCAGGAGCCUCAGCUGGUGCUGGUCUCCAUCACCUUUGAGAAUGACUGCCUGAUCUUCAAGGCUCCAGACAUGGACCAGGUGGUUUUACCUACCAAGCUGCCUUCCUCGAACAAGAUCCAUGACUGCAGGAUCUUUGGCAUUGACAUUCAAGGCCGAGACUGUGGGGAUGAGAUAGCCCAGUGGUUCACCAAGUUCUUGAAAACAGAAGCAUUCAGGUUAGUUCAGUUUGAAACCAACAUGAAGGGACGAGUAUCAAAGAAGAUUUUACCUACUAAUGAGAAUUACCAGGUGGCCUAUCCAGACGCCAGCCCCGUGCACAUACUCUCUGAUGCCUCCCUGGCAGAUCUGAACACCAGGCUCAAGAAAAAAGUCACCAUGGAGAACUUCAGGCCAAAUAUCGUGGUGACAGGCUGCGGUGCUUUUGAGGAGGAUACCUGGGAUGAGCUGGUGAUUGGUGACGUGGAGCUGAAGAAGGUUCAGUGUUGCUCUCGGUGCAUCAUGACCACAGUGGACCCCGACACUGGAAUCAUAGACAGGAAGGAGCCCCUGGAAACCCUGAAAAGCUACCGUCUGUGCGAUCCUUCUGAGAGGCACCUGUACAAGUCCUCCCCACUUUUUGGGGUCUAUUAUUCUGUGACAAAAGUUGGAAACCUGCAAGUUGGCGACCCUGUGUAUCGGCUGGUGGAGUGAGGAUCCAGCGGGGUGCCUGGUAAAAGCUCGACUUUGUGCCUAGAUCUCCGUGUCGCCCAGCUGUCUCCUCGUUUGCUUGUGUGAAGAUGGUUUUUACAUUAUGCUACUUUGAUUCUUUGGCAAAUGAACAGUUGGUGAAGUGGAAAAAUGUCCUUGUGUUCCAUUCCCUUUCAGUAAUCUGUAUGCUUUUACU
This is a messenger RNA of Dipodomys ordii (Ord's kangaroo rat), 1003 nucleotides long. RefSeq names its product mitochondrial amidoxime reducing component 2 (gene Mtarc2). The record is from RefSeq and is a predicted model, not a curated record. Gene Ontology annotation, cellular component: mitochondrial inner membrane. Lineage: Eukaryota; Metazoa; Chordata; Mammalia; Rodentia; Heteromyidae. The transcript has 7 exons. Gene Ontology annotation, biological process: nitrate metabolic process. The coding region runs from base 1 to 810 and encodes 269 amino acids. Gene Ontology annotation, molecular function: molybdenum ion binding; molybdopterin cofactor binding; pyridoxal phosphate binding.